Messenger RNA from Penicillium cosmopolitanum, 780 nucleotides. RefSeq lists its product as uncharacterized. The transcript has a single exon. NCBI's taxonomy places the organism in Eukaryota, Fungi, Ascomycota, Eurotiomycetes, Eurotiales, Aspergillaceae. Bases 1 to 780 code for a protein of 259 amino acids. The record is from RefSeq and is a predicted model, not a curated record.
AUGAAAGUCUGGUCCUCCUACAUCUUAUUCGGCGAACUUGAAGUGACAGGCUUGGAUAUCAUGAAAAGCGUCACGGCGCACCAUUUUAGCAAUAUCCUCGGGACUGAGGUCAUCAUUUCGUUUCGCGAACAAGGGAUCGUCAAUGAGCUCCCGGAUAACCUCGGUAAACUUUGGCUCAUAUACACUGUAUACAAGCUCUGUUUGGUCGUUUUUCUUCUUAAGGAGCUCCAGGAACGCCUGACCUCUCUCGUCAGCCAAGACUAUCGGCGUCCAAGAUUGUGCACCGGCAGGAACCUUGGGCCAACCUGCGAGCAAAACACCGCGGAAAACUUCUGCCCGGGGUUUGCAGCUCUCCAGAUUAUCCCGCGCUUCCUUUGGAAAGUAAUCUUCACAGACCUUCUGGAGAACACUAUUGAAGGCCUCUUUAUCAGCUGCGGGGCUCUCAAGCAUUCCUUCUUUCGGCUCCUGCAAUUCAAGCUCUCCUCGCAAAGUCUUCUGGAAGAGACUGCGCCACUUCUCGUAAUUGAAACAGAGACGCUGGUGUUCGAUUAUGUACUGAGCCAGCCCGGUUCCAUCCUCGAGACCCUCUCGCAAGAGCUCGACAAAUGUAUCCGAGAAGUAGAUUCUGUCAAGGUGGAUUUUUGCUUCGGAUAUGUGGCGUGCCCGUGUAGCCGGGUCCUGCGGCUUUGGGGCAAACCAGUCCACAUUUCGUUCCUGGUUCUGAGCCAUGGUGAAAAGGAUUUGAUUGGUGUAAGGUCGUAUGGGAGUCAGUUGUGUUGA